AUGAGUCCUAACUUUCAAAAGGAACUUUUCCAAAAGAAGCUUCAAACUACAAUUCCAACAUCUAAAGUUGAAGAGGAUGCUGAUGAUUCGGCUGAUGAGACGGCUAGCGGUGACACCGUAGGAGAAUUGAUUUCCAGUUCAAGUUCAAAAUCUAGGUUGAAAGAUUCUAAUCAUGAUUUGUUUACUAAACUUCCAACCUGGAGUGAUUAUUUUGAUUUCAAUGAAUCAAUAGAAAUUCAGGAUAGGGGAUUUCAAUUCAAUACUUAUUAUGCACUUCCGAAAAACCUAGACACUAACUCAAUUCCUAUCUUUUUCUUUCAUCAUGGUGCUGGAUCAUCAGGGUUAACUUUUGCACCAUUGGUUAAGGAAUUGGUGGCAAGGUUGAACGGUACUUGUGGGGCGGUGUCAUUUGAUGCCAGGGGACAUGGCUCUACUAGAGCAAUUGGAGAUGGUGCUUCUCCGGCAUAUGACUUGGAUACAUUUACUUACGAUUUUGCGGCAAUUAUGGAACACUUUUUGAAUAAUAUUUUAUCCAAAGAUGUGCCAGUUAGUAAGUUAUCAAUUGUCCUCGUAGGCCAUAGUCUCGGCGGUAGCAUAUGUACCGCGGUUGUUCCCAAAUUAAAUAAGGAACUAUCAUCAAAAGUAGUGAGUGUGGCAAUGUUUGAUAUUGUUGAAGAGGUGGCAGUUGCUGCUUUAGAAAAGAUGGAUCAUUUCUUAGACGUGACACCAAACUCAUUUAGAAGUAUGCGCGAAGCCAUUGAAUAUCAUAUAAAGCACGGUCUUUCAAACCUACGAAGUAGCGCUGAAAUACUAGUACCUUCUUUGUUCACAGAGCAAUCUGAUGGGAGCGUUACUCGUAUUACUAAUUUACGUGCAUUUGCGCCUUAUUGGGAUACAUGGUUUAAAGGGUUAUCUUCCGACUUCACCAAACUUCCUGUCAGUAAAAUGCUCCUAUUAGCUGGUAGUGAUAAAUUGGACCGCGAAUUGAUUAUUGGACAAAUGCAAGGAAAGUUUCAGUUAAUAGUAUUUCAAGAUUCUGGUCACUUUAUCCAAGAAGAUGUCCCUUAUAAAACUGCAAUCGCAUUGAUAGAUUUUUGGAGGAGGAACGACAACAAGAAUAUAGUUAUUCAGACGAACUGGGGGAGAGUAUGA
This is a messenger RNA of Eremothecium sinecaudum, 1152 nucleotides long. It is a transcript of the gene PPE1, whose product is annotated as phosphoprotein phosphatase methylesterase 1. Gene Ontology annotation, molecular function: protein methylesterase activity. The record is from RefSeq and is a predicted model, not a curated record. The transcript has a single exon. Gene Ontology annotation, biological process: protein demethylation. Bases 1 to 1152 code for a protein of 383 amino acids. Lineage: Eukaryota; Fungi; Ascomycota; Saccharomycetes; Saccharomycetales; Saccharomycetaceae.